AAUGUAGUUAAUUGAAUUUUUUACGACGCUAAAUAAUAUUGUUAAAACGUAUCUGUAAUCAUUUCUGUUUGAUGCCGUUGCGUGUGUUAGUAGUUCGUACUAUGACAAGUAAUUAAAUGAUAUGGCGAAAUACGAACAGAAGCAUAGUGACACAGUGAAAGUGCAGUGGAGAAGACAGGAAAACGGGAACAGUAUGAAUUCAAUGAACGCUACAGCAACUAUGGUAGUUGGAACCACUUCCACUAGUGAACAGGCGCAGCGCUCGUUAGCUAAGAUGGCCAAGAUGGCGAAUCAAAAGUUGCGGAGGCGUGUGUCUGCUAUUGAAAGUCCAAGUGAUUUAUUGAUUGACAAUAAGAAAGACGACUUGCUAUCAAUUUCAACAAAAGAUGAGAAGUCUUAUCAAAACAACUUGUACGAAUAUGAACACAUAACAAAACACAACGAGUCAAAUUUAGUCUACAGAUUCCUGUACGACACAAAAAAGGGCUUUAAUUGCGCCUUAGAACUAUACAAUCGCUCGCAAUGUGUGAAGAUGAAUGAGAUAUGGAAAACCCACGGUCCUUUUUACGAGUGCAAAGGGGCGUUACGCGUUGUUCAGCGGAUGUGCACACGCUGUAGAGAUAGUGACAAACCAAAAACAAAGACCGAUUUGUACUAUGUGGAUUUGACUGAGCGCAUAAGAGAGCGAACAAUUUUAUGUCACGGCUGUAUGGGACGUGUGCUGCUUCAACAUGUCGGUACGGACGAUGGUAAUAACAGGAAGCGUUUAAGUGCUUGGCGAAAGAAACAGUGUCUUGGUAUUGUUGUGUUACCGAAAGGUGAUAUCCCCGUUCUGUGACCAUGUCACAAAGAUGAACUUUCAGAAGUUUACGUUUUAUGUAAUACACGCACCAAGUGUUGCAUCCAAGAUGUAUAUUUAUUUUUAAAAGCAAAAGAAAAAACAGUGCUAUUUGUAGCUUCUACCUUAUAAAUUAUAUUUGUCGUGAGAAAAUUAAGCAUGUCCUGAAUUGGAAGCAUUUGUUAACGUGGCGAUUAGUACAGCUAUUCAGUCAGCUAUUGGACAUUAUUUUAAUCUAAAGUCUUCACACACCAGUAUUUCUAUUCAAAUAUGAAAAUAACUUAACGGGAACCAACAUAAGUUCUUUACUCGGUAUUAUGUUUGUAAGCAAUAAAACAGAGAAUCACUUAAUCUUCGCUGAUAUCAACAUCCGACAUAAGAAUAGCUUUUAUUUUAAAGAAACUUUAUGACGGUAUUAAACUUUUUUUUCUCGUCAUCAGCUGGUUAUUGAAAGACGUUUUUUAAGAAAUUCAUGAGGGAUUACAACUAUAGCGCUGCCUUAUUUUACGGUAAUUAGCAUUGUCCCUGGGUAACGCCCUUUUCCAUCACAAACGUUUUUUGUUUUCUUGUACGAAGUGUUGUGUGAUAACUUUAAUAAAAAACUACACAUUUUACGUGUUUCGACAUAACGUCAUCUUCGGUCUGGAUAUUUUACAUGAAGCUUGUGAUAAAUAUAGGUACAAUAAAAGCAACGAAUAAAAGAUAAAUUGUCAAAUAAUAUAAAGAAAUGUGUUGUCGUCAUCCGCCAUCAGUAAUGACGUUAUUGUGGUUCGCAUGAAAAUAAAGCAAAUUACAUUUAGUUUAAAUCUUCCACUUAUUAGUGCGGCAAUGUAAUUAAUUAUAUUUUUGCAGUGUUUUAGUUGGCAGUGUUUUCGAUUGGAUGAUUAGAAUUUUCUUUGUAAAAACAUACUACAGUGGAAUCUCUUUAAAGCGGACACCAUUGGUGCAAAAAAAGUGUCUGUUUUAUAGAGGUGUCUGCUUUAUAGAGAUUGUAUCCAAAAAUCACUUUAAAAUUGUGCCACAAACAUGAUUUUUUUGUUUA
This is a messenger RNA of Hydractinia symbiolongicarpus, 1880 nucleotides long. RefSeq lists its product as uncharacterized. The transcript is spliced from 2 exons. Lineage: Eukaryota; Metazoa; Cnidaria; Hydrozoa; Anthoathecata; Hydractiniidae. The record is from RefSeq and is a predicted model, not a curated record. The coding region runs from base 122 to 838 and encodes 238 amino acids.